UGCGAAGGUACUCAUUAUACACCUAAACUUCUCUUGGUAAACACUUUAAUAUUUUUUAGUGAAAAUCAGAAUAACAUCAUCGUUCAAUAGUUUUACUGAGAAAAUCGUGCACAGACGAGGAAAAUGAUCAUUAAUAUCGAACAAGGAGCUAUACAAGGUCAAUAUUAUAAGACCCGUCCGUCAAAUAAACCGUUUGUCAGUUUUCUAGGAAUACCCUAUGCUAAGCCGCCCGUCGGUGAACUACGAUUUAAGCCACCUGUCAAACACCCUGGAUGGACCGGAGUUUACAAAGCUUUUUCGAAAAAAGAAAAGUGCGUACAACUCGAUCCGGCUUCAAUGGAAAAAGUUUUUGGAAGCGAAGAUUGUUUAUACUUGAACAUAUUUGUGCCACAAGAAAUCAACGAAAAGAAACCUGUAAUGAUCUUUGUGCACGGAGGCGUAUUUAACUUAGAUUCAGGAUCGUCAAACUUAUAUUCUCCGGACUAUUUAAUCGAAGAAAAUGUAAUCUUGGUCACGUUUAACUAUCGCCUUAAUGUUCUAGGAUUUCUAAAUCUGGAUAUUGACGAUUGCCCUGGAAACAUGGGUUUAAAGGAUCAACUAUUGGCGUUUAAGUGGGUAAAAGAAAACAUAGCGGCGUUUGGAGGCGACGCUAAUAACAUAACAGUUUUUGGCAUUAGCGCUGGAUCAGUGUCGAUCCAUUGUCAUAUACUUUCUCCGUUAUCGAAAGGUGUGUUCCAAAGAGCUAUUAUGCAAAGUGGAUGUGCUUUUAAUCCUUGGACAAUAAAUUUGAAACACAAAAACGCUGCUCUCAAAUUAGCGGCGGAUUUGGGUUGUCCGUCAGACGAACCUCACGAAAUAGUACAGUAUUUAAGAAGAGUUCCUUUAAACGACUUAGUAAAAGCUACUAAAGUUGAAUCUAUAAGUAAAGAUCAAAGAGAAUUUUUAGUUUUCCAAUUUAUUCCGACCAUUGAAAGCGAUCAAGUUAGUGAGAGAUUGAUACCAGCCCAUCCUCAGGAGCUGUCGAAAACAGCCACAUCGAUUCCUUUAAUAUCCGGACUCACCGAUCUAGAAGGAAUGGUAUUCUUUGGAGAUCAUAGAAUUGGAAAAUUAAUACCUUUACGUAAUGUCGAAGAAUUUAUUGAAUUUUUCAAAGGCGAUGUCAAAUCCGAUGAAGUCAAAAAAAGAAUCCGAUCGUUUUACUUUAAUGGUCACGAUUUAAAAACUGACAUUGAGAAUCUAGAAAGUAUUUGCAAGAUAACAGGCGAUGUGUUUUUCACCAGAGAUUUCCACAAAGGAUUCGUCCACUUACUGGAAAAAGGCAAUACGCCAGUUUAUAACUAUGAAUUUAAAUUUGACGGAGAAAUUAAUCUGUUAAAAGAAAUUUUUUUUUCUAAAAAACCAAAUUUACGAAAGUUGAAAGGAGCGUGUCACGGUGAUGAAUUGAGUUAUUUAUUCCUUGCUAAUUCGUUUGCAUUCACGCCUAAACCAAAUUCCAGAGAAUUAAGAAUGUGCAGGACAAUAUGUAAACUAUGGACUAAUUUUGCAAAAACAGGAAAUCCGAAUUCGUCAGAUCUUAAAUUCAAAUGGGACUGUACAAGCUUGGAAAAUCCUAAACAUCUAUCGAUUGACGGCGACGAUACUCAUAUGGUCGAAGGCGAAGUGAACGGAGCCAGAGUAAAAUUUUGGAAAGACAUAGCCGAAUUAGUAAAAUUAAAUCAAAAGCUGUGAUGUGUUAAUGUAUUUCAAUGGCGGCUCGUAGCGAAAUACAUGAAGAGUGAACAGUGUAAAACUUAAUAAACGCAUAUGCAUUUUGUUUGGUCAAUUGGUUGAAAAUUCAAAUCGAGUUUUAAAAACAAUAACCGUGGCUAAAGCCUAUGAGACAG
Adelges cooleyi (spruce gall adelgid) is the source of this 1883-nucleotide messenger RNA. RefSeq names its product juvenile hormone esterase-like. Bases 124 to 1728 code for a protein of 534 amino acids. NCBI's taxonomy places the organism in Eukaryota, Metazoa, Arthropoda, Insecta, Hemiptera, Adelgidae. The transcript has 12 exons. The record is from RefSeq and is a predicted model, not a curated record.